This is a messenger RNA of Gorilla gorilla gorilla (western lowland gorilla), 482 nucleotides long. Its product is annotated as large ribosomal subunit protein eL39-like. The record is from RefSeq and is a predicted model, not a curated record. The transcript is spliced from 2 exons. Gene Ontology annotation, biological process: translation. Bases 1 to 276 code for a protein of 91 amino acids. Gene Ontology annotation, cellular component: cytosolic large ribosomal subunit; ribosome. NCBI's taxonomy places the organism in Eukaryota, Metazoa, Chordata, Mammalia, Primates, Hominidae. Gene Ontology annotation, molecular function: structural constituent of ribosome.
AUGCCCAAAAGAAAUAAACAAACAAGAGCAAAACUCUAUCUCAAAAAAAAAAAAAAAUUGUCAAGUUCCUUCUCUUCAAUUCUUUGCCAUCGUGAUGUGUGCUUGACUCUGCUUCUUGCCACAUCUUCUCAGAAGACUUUCAGGAUUAAGCGAUUCCUGGCCAAGAAACAAAAGCAAAACCAUCCCACUCCCCUGUGGAUUCAGAUCAAAACCGGUAAUAAAAUCAGAUAUGACUCCAAAAGGAGACAUUGGAGAAGAACCAAGCUGGGUCUAUAAGGAAUUGCACGUGAGAUGGUACACAUAUUUAUGCUGUCUGAGCAUCACAAUCACGUUACCAUAUCAAGCUGAAAAUGUCACCACUAUCUGGACAGUUGGACAUGUUUUAUUGGGAAUAUGUUUUUUCUCUGUAAAUGUGUUAUAAAUGCAUUGGUUGGCUGUCUUCAGUAAUAAAUGUGAGAUUUUUCAAAACAAAAGUCAAAUGA